UAGACUAGCCUCUGUGUGUUCGAAGGCACAUACUGACCACAGUGCUUCCUGGGGCCCUGGACUUUGGCUCUUUGCAGACUUUGCCCUGCCUGGGCCGGCCAGGCUCUGGGUCAGCAUGGCUGGCUGCAUCUUGCUGCUCCGGGGCUUCAUUCUCUCCUUCAUCCUUACCCUCGCCCUGCACCAGGUGGAGCUUUCCGUGUUUCUUCCAGCCUCCAAGGCAAACACCAUUCUGCUGCGGAGAUGGAGGCGAGCCAGUUCUUACCUCCUGGAAGAGCUCUUCCAGGGAAAUUUGGAGAAGGAGUGUUAUGAGGAAAUCUGCAACUACGAGGAGGCAAGAGAAGUGUUUGAAAAUGACGUCAGCACGGACGGGUUCUGGAAACAGUACAGGGGUGGCUCUCCGUGUGUCUCCCAGCCCUGCCUCAACAACGGGACAUGCGAGGACCACAUCCGCAGUUACAGCUGCACCUGCUCCCCCGGCUAUGAGGGCAAGACCUGUGCAAUGGCUAAAAAUGAAUGUCACCUAGAGAGGACGGAGGGAUGCCAGCAUUUCUGCCACCCAGGGGAGUCAUCCUAUGUGUGCAGUUGUGCGAAGGGCUACAAACUGGGCAAGGAUCACAGAUCGUGCAGUCCAAGUGACAAAUGUGCCUGCGGGGCCCUGACUUCCGAACACAUGAGAACGACAAAAAGCUGCCAGAGUCUGCCUAGCUUCCCGUGGCAGGUCAGAUUAACAAAUUCCAAAGGAGAAGACUUCUGUGCUGGGGUGUUACUACAGGACGACUUCGUGUUGACAACAGCAAAGUGUUCCUUACUGUACAGCAACAUUAGUGUAAAAGCAAAUGCGGACCAAAGGAUCAGGAUCAAGAGCACCCACGUGCACAUGCGUUAUGACAAGGAGUCGGGGGAGAACGAUGUCUCACUGCUGGAGCUGGAGAAGCCCUUGCAGUGUCCCAGCUCAGGGCUCCCCGUCUGUGUUCCAGAGAGGGACUUUGCAGAGCAUGUCCUCAUCCCUGGAACGGAGGGUCUCCUCAGUGGCUGGAUGCUUAAUGGCACAGAGCUGGAUACCACACCGAUGAUGCUGCCAGUCACACAAGCAGAUGGGGAGGAAUGUGGACAGAUCCUGAAUGUAACCGUCACUACAAGGACAAGCUGUGAGGCGGGCAGUGUGGAGAUGGGGCUUUGGGUGGAAGGAAGUGUGGUGACCCGUGAACACAAGGGUACCUGGUUCCUCACAGGGAUCCUAGGUUCAUCACCACCACCAGGGCAAUCACGCAUGCUUCUCCUCACCACAGUCCCAAGAUACUCCAUGUGGUUUAAACAGAUCAUGAAGUAGCAAAAUCCAACAACAUGGUUGCCAGGCAGUCGAAUCCUGUCACAGUUAGCACUGAAAGAUGACCACUUGGUCCUUGGGACUUUACAUUUUCUUUACUCUUGAGAAUUUCAUACACACAUACAAUGAAAUGUGACCACACCUACGCCCCAUUUCCCUUCUCCAACUCCAUUUACAUUUCUCUCAAUGUGUUCCCUCCCCUGCCUUUUCUCUUCUGAGAAUCCACUAAGUUCAUUUAGCGCUACCUCUGUGUGUAUGGUAUGGAGCCAUCCACUGGAGCACCCUCAGAACCACACAAUUUUCCCUCCCUCAACAGCCAUCAACUGCCAACAGCUCCUCAGUGGGGAGUGUGGCAGGAGCACCCCCAUCUGUCAGAAUCUCGUCUGGUUUGGUCUUGUGCAGUCUUGAACAGGUCACCCCAGCUGCUGAGCCUGUCCUGAGCAGAAGGUGUUUCUCACAUCCCUCCCACCUCUCAUCCAUAUGCUCGUCCCCAUUCUCUUUGACAAUUUCCCCUAAGCCGUGGUGGAGGUGGAGGUGUGGGUGCAAGAGAAUGGGAGAGUUAGGGCCUGUUGAUUAAGAUGUUGCACUCAGGACUGAGACCCAGCCCCACCACUCUUAAGGCUUCGACUAACUAUGGAUCUUUGCAUUAACUGUGGCCCAUUAUGAAAAGAAGUUUCUCUGAGCAAAGCUGCCAACAGUCCAGCUCUAUGGGUAUGAGCAUAACUAUUUAGGAGGUAAUUUUUAACAUGACCAUUUAGCAAAAUGACACUAGCAGCUUCUACCCUAGGCCUGUGGCCUUCCCAUUCACAAGCUUUUGGCCAAGAGUAUAGCUUCAGGUGUGGAAUGCCUGGGAAGCUAGCCUCAGAAUCAACCAGAAAGCAGCUAUGUACCCCAUAAUAGCUCUACCACGACUGCACCGGUGUACACAUCUUGCCUGGCAUGUCAGUGUUGUGGAUGAGGGUCCAGGACUGGGUAAGACCAUUGUUGCCUUUGCUGUGGCUGUAGCUAGCACAGGCCCUCUGGUCCUAUGAAAGCUAGCCCGCAAGGAGUUUCCUUGGUAAUUUUAAUCUAAACAGAGGCCUUAAGGGAAAAAAUAGUUUUUGUGAAAUCAAAUCAAUGUCAGUCAUAAAUCGUCUGAGUUACUGAGUGGAGCUGAGUGGAAAGAGGCUGUGAACACACAUGGUUGUGUCUCAAUUGAUCUGUCGCACACUGUAACAGACAUCUCUGGAACAGGCGUCUCAGAGAUGCCAGGGAGACACAAGGGUAGCCCCAUUCUGAUUCUGCUAGGGAGAGGAGAGUAGGCUUAAUUCUGGAAGAGGGCUGUGGAGCUCCUGACAAGAUUCCAGGAGUGCAGCAGCCUCUCGGCUCAGCCCUGUGGUCACUGAGGCUGUGCUUACACAGGAUCUUGGUUUCCUGUGCCUUGGCACCCUCAUCUCUAACAGGAAUAGUUUUAGUGUGGCUAUGAUGACAUUUAAAAAGGGGAGGAAUGGGCUGAAGAGAUGGCUCAGCAGUUAAGAGCACUGACUGCUCUUCCAGAGGUCCUGAGUUCAAAUCCCAGCAACCACAUGGUGGC
Messenger RNA from Mastomys coucha (southern multimammate mouse), 2900 nucleotides. It is a transcript of the gene Proz, whose product is annotated as protein Z, vitamin K dependent plasma glycoprotein. Gene Ontology annotation, biological process: proteolysis; blood coagulation. NCBI's taxonomy places the organism in Eukaryota, Metazoa, Chordata, Mammalia, Rodentia, Muridae. The transcript is spliced from 8 exons. Gene Ontology annotation, molecular function: calcium ion binding; serine-type endopeptidase activity. The coding region runs from base 116 to 1330 and encodes 404 amino acids. Gene Ontology annotation, cellular component: extracellular region. The record is from RefSeq and is a predicted model, not a curated record.